GGGGAUUACAGUGUCACACAGCAGGUGGAGAGAUUACUGAGGGAAAGAACCAGACGCGAACCGACCACAUAAUCAAAAAGAACAUUCGAUGAGGAAGAGAGGAAAUAUCAGAGACCCAAUCCGCUCUGAAUGCGUGAAAAGUGAUUGUGCAAACCAUGGUGGAGCCAUUGGAACCUGAUGACCAGAGUAAAUUCAGAGAGACACAGUUUGAAACCCCUGAUGCAGCCUCUGAAGCACCAUUUCUACCUGAACAAGUUGAUAAUAGAGAGAAAGAUGCUGGUGUGGAUUUCAGUCUGCAGACAGAACCCAGUCCUGAACCCGUACCGAGCUCUGAAGAACUACAACAGCCACAAAACAACCAGAACAGUCAACCAGAAGAGGUAAAACUUCAUCUGGAUCUUUUCAAUUUUUACUCGCCUGCUGCAGAAGGCAGCCGUUAUGUUCUGACAAGCCCUCGCUCACUUGAGGCAUGCGCACGCUGUGGGGUGAAACCUGUGGAACUUCUCCAACGACCACUGUCUGAUUUUGCCCGCGAGGCACCCGGUCACAGCAUGCGUGUCGCCACUGGAAUGUUUGAGAUAUACGAGAGAGAUAGACAUGCUAAACUACGACAGUGCAGAGAGGAGAGAGAGCGAAUUAUUAGAGAGGAAAAAAGAUGGAUUCUACAGGCAGCUCUCAACAACAACAGUAGUUUGAUGGCUUCAGAGAAGUCACAAGAUCCUAUUAAUGCUGGAUUGUCUCAGCAAGCCAAUCACAGUUUAACUAGUUCAGGGCCAGCUCCUAAAAUGUCACCUGCUUGUAGUGGUGUAUCCAAAAAAAUGUCCACAUCAACAACCCCUAAAUGUACAACAUCAGGAUCAGGAAAGCUUACAAAAAGUUCAGCAUCCAGCUGUCCUCUUGUCUCAAAAUUUAGUUCGGUAAACUCUGAUCACACUUCUAAAGGAACAUCUGUAAAAAAGCCCAAGUCUUCUCCCGAAGCAGAACUUGAGGGAAAACCUCCAGGCUCAGUGAUCCAACGGUCAAUACAGUCUGCUCCAGCAGGGCAGGGCCCAAAGAAAACCUCCAUUACUCCCACAAAAGCUGCAAAUACUUUCCCCAGAUCAAUACCAAAACCUUCUUUUCCAAGGACAUCGACUUCUCUUGCUCCAAUAGUGUCAAGAUCUGCUGUCCAUAGUCCUGCCAGUGCCAGCACUACUCCAUUUGCACAGCAAAAUGGACAUGUCAUUUCCAAAUCAAAGGUUAGAUGCAGAAGCCACUCGCUGGAGUCUUUGCAAAGAAGGCGUGACAGGAUUUACACCUCUACUGUUUCAUCAACUACCACCACAACUACCACAUGUACCUCCUCAGAAUCCACUUCCUCAUCAUAUAGCUGGGAUGGUAGAGAUCACUGGGCUAAGACAUCAAGCCCUCAUGCUCGCACUUUAGCUACUUUGAACUCCCUGAUGGGUCGCAGUUUGAGCUUGGGAGACCUUAGCCACUCUCCACAGACAUUGCAAAAAGUGGAGCGCAUUGUAAAGGAGGUGAAACGUCGUGGACUUAAAGCUGUUCCAGAACGUGAUCAAAAGAUUGCUGCAUUAAUGCUAGCUAGAUACCAAGAGGAGGACAUAAUGAGUCAAACUCGCUAUGUAGCACACCUACAAUGGGACAGUGAGCGCAGACUAGAAGAACUGCGACGGGAGCGUGAAGAUCAGGAGAAACAGAGGGCUGUGCAGCAGUGUCAGCGUGCAUGGCAGUCACAAGUUUCCACUCGGCAGCGCUGGCUUAGCCAGCAGGAGCGAGAAGCUGCACAAGUAAAGCUUCGCCAGGUGGUUGAAAGUGAGGAGCGUUGGCGGGAGCUGGCCGAGCAACAAGAGCGCAGCAGGUUACAGAAGCUGCAACAGACUGCUCGCGAGGAGAAACAGAAGAAGGCACUACAGGAACAGAACCUUAAAGCUCUGGAUGAGGAGCGAGCAGCCAUGGUUGAGCAGGAGAAACUGCUCCUCAAGGAGAAACUGACCAUCGCUGAGCUGAAGCGACAAGAGCGAGAACACCAAAUUCAAGAAGAGCGUCGUGGACUCAACCGUGCUGAGAAAAGGCGCCAUGCAGCUCUUAUACAAGAGAUUGCAAGACGUGAAGUGGACGAGCGUGAAGAAGCACGUAGGACAGCAGAGGAGAAACUAAAUAAGUCCCUAGAAAACUACGAGCAAAUACAGGAACGACGUGGGCAAGAGUUAAAGGAGAAAGCUAAGCGAGAAGAGAAGCAGAUCCAGAGAGCACGUCUGGCCGCUGAGAAACGUGAGCAGCAACAAAAAGAACAGAUGGAGGCAAAGUCAAAGGAAUCAGAAAAGCGAGCACAACAAGCCACACAAAUGGCCGAAGAGCGGGCAAGGGAGAAGGCUCAACGUGCAGUGCAGAGCAGGCAGGAAAAGGAACGGCUUCAAAGGCUUAACCGUCAGCGUGUGGAGGAGGAGGAGAAACUGCGCCGCCUAGAAUUGCUGCAGUCCAUUGAGCGCAAACUAGAAAAAAGUGAACAGAUUUUCAGAGAAAAGCGUGCAGUGUUGGAAAGCGCCAGAUCAGUGGCACGUGCCUCUUUCCAUGUGCGGGACCGUGUCCGCGAAGAGACAAAUAUGCGCACAUUUGACAAGAUGGCCCUGGAGGCUCAGUUAAAAGCAAAUUUAGUUGAGAAGUGAGCUCUUUAAAGUUCAACUUGUUUGCUCUUUCCAUGCACAUCUGUCUAGAAAUAAGCUGUGCUAGAGCCUACAUGCUAGCCUCAUCUCCAAACCACAGCAACAAUUUAGCUGAUUGUGCCCUCAAGUGUCAUAUAAAAAGAUUCAUAUUUGUAUUCCUUUAUUCCUGAUGCUAGAUUAUUUUCAUCAUGUCAUGUGAAGAAAUAUUUUUUCAGAUUUAUUUUAUUAUUCUCAGAACUUUGUGCUUACAAUAUGUGUGGAUACUCAUUUGUUUGGGCAUGAAUGUCCUUUUUUCGGUACUUGGCAGACAUGUUGCUUUGGGAACUGUACUAUUUAGUAUAUAAAGAGUUCAUUGUUUACCAGGAAGCUUGGCACUAUGGCAACAGAGAUGGCUUCUUUCUAAGGCUGGCUUUAUUUUAGGGAAAACCUUGUUUUAGGAAUCUAGGUUGUAAGAGGGUGAGCCAUGACUUGACUGUUUAAACCAAACUUCAGUGAAUUGCUGACCCAGCAUUACAGCCGGGAGUAAGGUCAUGACAAAGAAUGAUCUCAGCACAGUAUAGUUGCUGAUGAAGCACAGGAGCUUUUGAUCAGCAACAAAACCAUCAGUUCUCAAAUCCACACUGACAUCACCUGCACUAAUCCAGGUUUGGAGUGGACAAGAUGGCGUUGACAUCCGUGAGGCUGAUUCAGUUAAAUAUACCCUAAGAGACUGCAAAAAACAUUUCAAUUUGAUCACAGGCCCCUUAUUCCCUUUCUGGCAGUGACUCAGCUAAGCAUGACGCAAUUGGAAGGCUAACACUGAUAAACACUAUAAACACUGAAGCUAUGCUGCUUAAAGGUUAUACAAGAUCACACAUCAACACUGCUUUUAACAACAUAAAAUCCCAAAAGAUACCAUUUCAUUUGUGUUGCUGUUAUGCAUUGCUGGUUAAAUUUGAGGGGCUAUUUAAAUGAAAGCAAAUGCAGUAGUGGUGCUGCUUAGUGACAAACAGUUAAUAGACAAUUACUAAUUACUGUUUAAUUGUUAGUUAUCUCAAAGGCCUGAAUGUAGACAGUUAUGUUGCAUAAAUCACUAUAAAAAAAUAAAGGAGAAAUAAUUUCCAACCUUUUUUUUUAUGUCUUUGGAAGGGUCAAUGUAAAA
Messenger RNA from Xyrauchen texanus (razorback sucker), 3807 nucleotides. RefSeq names its product coiled-coil domain-containing protein 177-like. The coding region runs from base 156 to 2669 and encodes 837 amino acids. The record is from RefSeq and is a predicted model, not a curated record. NCBI's taxonomy places the organism in Eukaryota, Metazoa, Chordata, Actinopteri, Cypriniformes, Catostomidae. The transcript has 3 exons.